Epinephelus moara (kelp grouper) is the source of this 10650-nucleotide messenger RNA. RefSeq names its product calmodulin binding transcription activator 1a (gene camta1a). Gene Ontology annotation, molecular function: protein binding; transcription coregulator activity; double-stranded DNA binding. Lineage: Eukaryota; Metazoa; Chordata; Actinopteri; Perciformes; Serranidae. The record is from RefSeq and is a predicted model, not a curated record. The coding region runs from base 59 to 5566 and encodes 1835 amino acids. The transcript has 24 exons. Gene Ontology annotation, biological process: regulation of transcription by RNA polymerase II. Gene Ontology annotation, cellular component: nucleus.
GCACGCGCGUGGUACCCACGGUCGUGAGGAGGAGGAGGAUGUUGCGCGUGAAGGGGAAAUGGCUGCCGAAAACAAGCCGGAAGGACUGAAGAAAGUUCGUAAUCCGGAUCGAAUGUACAGAUCAGCAGUGUGUUAUGCUGGCCAUGGUCCACCUAAGAGUAUCAGUGAUGACACAGAGACGAACAAUGAACAUGGACAUUUGAAAAUAUACCUGCCCAAGAAGCUGCUUGAAUGUCUACCAAAAUGCACCUCGCUGCCAAAGGAGAGACACCGGUGGAACACUAAUGAGGAGAUCGCAGCUUACUUGAUAACAUUUGAAAAGCAUGAAGAAUGGCUAACGACAUCCCCUAAAACAAGGCCGCAGAAUGGGUCGAUGAUAUUGUACAAUAGGAAGAAGGUGAAGUACAGAAAGGAUGGCUACUGCUGGAAGAAGAGGAAAGACGGGAAGACCACACGGGAGGAUCACAUGAAGUUGAAAGUGCAGGGAGUUGAGUGUCUGUAUGGCUGCUACGUCCACUCCUCCAUCAUCCCCACCUUCCACCGUAGGUGCUACUGGCUGCUCCAGAACCCUGAUAUUGUGCUCGUCCACUAUUUGAAUGUUCCAGCCAUUGAGGAUUGUGGGAAACCAUGUGGUCCGAUCCUGUGCUCCAUCAAUACAGACAAGAAGGAGUGGGCCAAGUGGACGAAGGAAGAGCUGAUCGGCCAGCUCAAGCCCAUGUUUCAUGGCAUCAAGUGGACUUGCAGCAAUGGGAACAGCAGCUCUGGCUUCUCAGUGGAGCAGCUAGUGCAACAGAUUCUGGACAGCCACCAAACUAAGCCACCUCCCCGGACUCACAACUGCCUCUGCACGGGCACCCUGGGUGCGGGGAGCAGUGUGCACCACAAAUGCAACAGCGCCAAACACCGCAUCAUCUCCCCUAAGGUGGACCCUCGCUCAGGGGGCUACAGCAGUGCUCACUCUGAGGUGCAAAACAACGAUGUGUCGGAGGGGAAGACCGAGCACAGUGCCCAUGGUGGAGGCAAAAGCUCUGGGGGAGGAGGCGGAGGGGGCAGUGCCAGGGAGAAGCGCAACGGCAAAGUCCAUAAGCCUGUCCUGCUGCACCAGAACAGCACAGAGGUGUCAUCCACAAACCAGGUCGAAGUCCCCGACACCACGCAGAACUCCCCCGUGUCCAUCAGCAGCGGCCUCAACAGCGAUCCAGACAUGGCUGACAGCCCCGUGGUGACAGGGAUGAGCCACGUGGCCUCCGUCAUGUCUGGCCUGUCCCAGAGUGUCUUUAUGUCUGAGGUCACUGGAGAUCCUGUCUACAGCAUGUCUCCUACUGGGGGUCCCAACACUCACCUGAUGGGUGCAGAUGCCACCUCACAGGGCUUGGUGCUGUCUGAUCGUCACAAAUUUGCCUUCCCCAGUGGAGGAGUAGGGGAGCCUGGGACUACAGCUGCAGGAGACAGUCUGUCCAUGCUGUCUUCAGCUGGGGUGUCUGAGGAACUGGUGCUCUCCAGCAGUCUGGACGCUGGAAACAUCAAGAUCCCAGAGACCAAUAUGAACUUUGACCCCGACUGCUUCCUAAACAACCCCAAACAGGGCCAGACAUAUGGAGGCAGUGCAAUGAAGACAGAGGGCAACUCUUCCUCAACCUCAUCUUCCUCCGGUGGCAGCAGUUGCACCAACGGCAGCCUGCAGCGCUCCCCCACCAUGUCAGACAAUGGCUACACCUUCAGCUCAGCUUUGGUAAAGAACAUCAAGACAGAAGACACGUCCUUUGAGCAGCAGCUGGCCAAGGAGAGCGGCUACCAGGUGGGGCCAGUGGUAAACUGUGGCAGCGGGGUGUCUGUGUCAUCUGGUGCUGGUUCAGGCCAGGGCAGCCUGACUCUGACCCCAGCAGGCUCCCUGCUUCCUUCUGGUGGGGGUCUGAGUCCCAGCACCACCCUGGAACAGAUGGAUUUCAGUGCUAUUGAUGCCAAGCAGGACUACUCUUCCAGUGCUACCACAGUGAGCUAUGCUCAGGCCAUGUCCAGUCCUCACAUGCAACACCAGAAUCGUUCCCCCAGCUUCUUCCUCCAGGAUUCCUCUCAGACCAGCCAGGCCCAGCAGGGGAGGCCAAGCAUGGGCCAGAAAACACAUAUGAUGGAGCACAACUCCCACGACUCUGGAGCUUAUAUGGGGCUGCAGGUGGUGAAGACGGACUCCCCCGGCAGCAACGGCCACCUCCACCAUCACCACCAGGCGCACCAGACCCAGCACAGGGCCAACUGUAAUGGAGGCUCACCCACAGAGGGGACUGGCCAGGCUGGCUCCCUCCAGCUGCUACAGUACCAGGGGAGCUUUCCUGGGCUGGGCAAUGAGCACGAGGAGGUAGUAGGUUUAGAGCAACCAGGCAAUGUGAAUUCAGCUCAGGCUGGAGCCACGGAGAAUGGAGCUGAGAAUCUUCUCAAGCAGGGAGACCACAUUCAGGCCUGUGGGGCGGGAAACGGAGAGGGUGCGGAGCACUAUCUGCAGCAGGCUUCGGAUGGUGGUGCAGGAGGGACUGGAGGUGCAGGAGAAGGGGUAGCAAUUCAUAAUGGCAACAACAACAAUGAUGGCAGCAACCGCUCCCAGCAGCAACAGCAGCUGCAGCCUCUCCUCCAAGGCACCAGUAUGGUCCAGGGACUCUACAACGCUGUCGGAACCCACCAAGGCCUCGGUGGAGCGGCCAGUAAUGGAGGAGCAGGAGGGACAGGCAUGGAGAUCAGUCUGGAUCACUUUGACAUCUCUUUUGGAAACCAGUUCUCUGACCUCAUCAAUGACUUCAUCUCAGUGGAUGGCAGUGGAACCACCAUGUCAGCCGGAGGGGCCCUGUACGCUCACCAGCUAGUCACAUCCCACAGCUCCGAUAGUCAGAACGCAGGUGGUGGGGCCCCCCAGCAGGGCCAGGAAGAUGGAGGGGCCAGGGGCUCUGGCUACAGCCCCUCAGAGCUCUGCCUUCAGCCCUGCUGCAGCCCCCAGUCUCUGAGUGGAGGGGCUGCAGCAGGGGGAAACACAGCGGAGGCAGGCUCAUUGUCCUACAUGAAUGUAGCAGAGGUGGUGUCUGCAGCUGUCGCCCAGGGGGCUCUGGGGAUGCUUCAGGCCACAGGCCGGCUCUUCAUGGUCACUGACUACUCCCCUGAGUGGUCCUACCCUGAGGGCGGAGUUAAGGUGCUGAUCACCGGGCCCUGGCAAGAGGCCAGCUCAAACUACAGCUGCCUGUUUGACCAGAUCUCAGUCCCAGCAUCUCUCAUCCAACCAGGGGUGCUGCGCUGCUACUGCCCAGCUCAUGACACAGGUCUGGUGACGCUGCAGGUGGCUGUCAGUAACCAGAUCAUCUCCAACUCGGUGGUGUUUGAGUACAAGGCCCGCGCUCUUCCCUCACUGCCAUCAUCUCAGCACGACUGGCUCUCGCUGGAUGAUAACCAGUUCAGAAUGUCUAUCCUGGAGCGCUUGGAGCAGAUGGAGAGGAGGAUGGCAGAGAUGGCCAGCCACCAGCAGUCGAGCAGUGCAGGGAGUGGCGGAGCUGGGGGAGGAACAGGGGGAGGGGGAGGAGGAGGAGGGGGAGGAGGCGGAGGAGGGGGAGGCAACAACAGCCAGUCACAGUGUGUAUCUGGUCAGACGCAGGCCAGCAGCUCCUUUGAGAGUCGUGUCGUUGUGGUCUGUGAGAAGAUGAUGAGCAGAGCUUGCUGGGCCAAGUCCAAACAUUUAAUCCACUCCAAGACCUUCAGAGGCAUGACACUCCUUCACCUGGCUGCAGGCCAGGGCUACGCCACCCUCAUCCAGACACUCAUCAAGUGGCGCACCAAACAUGCUGACAGUAUUGAUUUGGAGUUAGAAGUGGACCCUCUCAAUGUCGACCAUUUCUCCUGCACACCUCUGAUGUGGGCGUGUGCACUGGGUCACCUGGAGGCAGCAGUGGUCCUGUAUAAAUGGGACAGACGUGCCCUAGCCAUCCCAGAUUCUCUGGGCCGUUUACCCCUCUCAAUUGCUCGAUCUCGUGGCCAUACGAAAUUGGCCGAAUGUCUGGAGCAGCUACAAAGAGAAGAGCAGCAGCCACCAGCCCCUCUACCACCCACAACUCGCAUGUCUUUCUCCCCGGCCCCUGACACCCCCACCACAGACAGCUGGAUGGUCAGCUGGGCAAACAACAGUGUAGUAGCACCCAGUGGCAAGAAAGGGGGUCCUGCCACCACGACAACAACAUCCAGCACCACAAGCCUCAAUCCAGACUUGAGAAGGCCCAGGUCAGAGCCCUCCAACUACUACAGCAGCGAGGGCCAAAGAGACCUCCCGCUAGCUAAAAAACACAAACCCAACCCAGAACUGUUUCAGACUCGGCCUGACAAGGCCAUGUCUGUUCCUCUGAGCCUGGAGCAGCAACAGCUCCACAAGCUGUCCUCUAGCCCCAAGAGCUUGUCCUCAGAGGGCCUGAGCUCAGACAAGGGCCUGUCUACAGGAGGCAGCACAGGGACAACCAGAUGGACCUCCAGAGAGAGUUUCUCCAGCAGCGGCAUGGGGAGGAAGGCGCUGGGGGUCAGUGGAAGCAGCAGCCUGGGGAAGGAGAAAUUGGUGAACCGGUUACGUCAGCGGGAACAGCUCGGCAUGCUGGUGAUGGCUGACAGAGAAAUGGCUGAUGCAGAACUACUAUCCUAUCGGGAAGAUCUGGAGAACCAGGACUGUCUCACGCAGAUGGAUGACCUGCAGGCCAACAUGAUGACUCUGGCAGAGCACAUCAUUGAGGCGACGCCAGAGAGAAUCAAAAGGGAGAACUUCAGCGCGGCGGACUCUGUGCCCUUAGACACAUCAGGGGUCAGCAACACCAUGAACUGGCUGGCCAACUACCUUGGAGAUGUGGAACAGCUGCCGAGCAUCAUACACCUACGAUCUCUCUAUAACGAACCCCUGACCCCAUCGUCCAACCCCAGCCUCAGUCCUGGGGGGUCCCCGCUGAGAGAGGGGCCCCUGGAGAGGUCUACACUCCCAUCCCCAGCUGACUGGAGUGAGUUCAUCAAUGCCUCCAACAGCAAGGUGGAGCGAGACCUGGCCCAGCUGACUCUGUCAGAUCCAGAGCAGAGAGAGCUGUAUGAGGCCGCCCGCCUAGUCCAAACUGCCUUCCGCAAGUACAAGGGGCGGCCGCUCCGAGAGCAACAGGAAGUAGCUGCUGCUGUUAUUCAACGUUGUUACAAGAAGUACAAACAGCUAACAUGGAUAGCCUUGAAGUAUGCACUUUAUAAGAAGAUGACGCAGGCCGCCAUCCUUAUCCAGAGUAAAUUCCGCAGCUACCACGAACAGAAGAAGUUUCAGCAGAGCAGGAGGGCUGCCGUGCUCAUUCAGCAAUACUACCGCAGCUACAAGGAGUUUGGCAGGCUGAAGCCCCACCACCGCGGGGCCGCUGCUGCCCUGGUGCAGCACAAACUGAGAGGUAGUCUGCUCACAAAGAGGCAGGAUCAGGCUGCCAGGAAGAUCAUGAGGUUCCUACGUCGCUGCCGCCACAGCCCCUUGAUGGACCAUAGACUGUUCAAGCGGGGUGAAAGAAUUGAAAAGGGCCAGGGAACAUGAGACCCCUCAGAAGAGCCCCCUCGCGAUGUGACAUCACUCUCCUGACUCCUCUUUUUCGUUUUUGUUUGUACCCGAGACAUUUUACAAGAGAAAUGAAAGAAAAAAAACAUCAAUGCAAGCACUGCGAUUAUUACUACUACUGCGGUGUUUCUGGUUCAACUACUAUUACAUGUACAACAGCAUUUUUUCACAUAUCUAUUCUUUCCACUGACUUGAUUUCGAUCGGAGAGUGGCAACUUCUACGGGAUUAUAAACUCAAAGGGUCGGGGUGGGGGGUGCAGAACAUUUGCUUCAUGGCAUUUUUUGCACUUUUUCAUGGAUUGCUUUGUCUUUUUGAAUAUGAAGAGGUUUCGGACGGUGAAAAGGAAGCAAACGCAGGACAUGCCUGAGGAGGUCUGUCAAACACGAGGACCUCGAGAGACAUGAAUUAAAAGGCUGCUGCAGAAGAUCUCAGAGGAUAGGGAGACCACGCAGAAACACUCUGGGCUCUAAUUGUAUUUCAUAAUUUUUUAAGUGACCGAUCGAUUCAUUUGAAGAAGGAUUUUUUUUUUAAACCAAAUAUAUUGGUCACCCACGCGCCCACUUCUGUCCACUGCUGUAGAUGAUUAUUCAAUUUAGCUCAACAACUCCAGCUGUCCCACUGUGCUCUACCCCACCAGUCUGCCCACACGGGUGGAGCUACAAAUGAAUGUAGUCCGGGGGUUUAACCAUGCAGAUGGGGGAUAAAAUAUUUCUGUUUUGCCAUUUCUUAAAAAAACCCUAUGCUUUAUCGUAUAUAUUGUCACUUUAUUACUUGAAUUUGUUCCAUACUGUCCGAUGUAUUUGUUCCAUCAUGUCCAAUGUAUUGGUGAUCUGUAUCUUCAGACUCUAUGUUGUUGAAUCCUACCAAGAAAAAGAUGCAUGACUUCUUGGCAAGAAAAGUCUUUGCUUGUGUGCUUAUGGUCUAGUCUUUCAGCCUAUCCUCUGAUUUUCUUUUUGUUUCCAUCUCCUCUCCCCAUAAGUUCGGUCAUCUCGGUAAUGAAGCUAUCCCCGUAUUGUCCUGUUUCUUUUCGUUCUGUUUCAUUUACGCUUCUUUCGGUUGAUUGCUCCUCUGGAACCUAACGAGAAAAGAACUUGCCUAUUUUGUGUUGUAACGGUUAUGGUCAUGCAGGUUAUUACUUGUUCUUUUUAAAUGAACUUCAGAGCCUGUGAAGGCUUUUGAGGGGAAGAUCACAUACAUUGCCUUGACGUCUUAGAGAUUCUUUGAGGGGUCCCUAAGCUUGUCCCAAAAUAGGGGUUUGACAAAUCCAUAUUUUUGACAAUUGAGCGAUUUCUGUAUAUAAAGAAGGCUGAAAGUACGUAGGAAAAAAAAACAUUUACCCAAAGGGGAUUGUAUUUUAGAAAUAUAUUAUUUUAUUCAUUAAAAAUGGGUCAAAAACAGGUACGAGACAAAAACAGAAUAUUUGUAUAGUUUUGUUUGAAUGCCUAAGAAGUAUGGUUGUAUUGUUUGUAAAUAGUGUAAAUAACUGGGAUAAAAAUGAGCUAUGUGCAUGAAAAGUAUGAACAGAGUCAAAAAGGGAAAAAAAACAACAAAAGCAGUAGUGGCUAUGCUCUGUAAAAUUAAAACUAUUUCACUAUUAGAGUAUUUUAUUUUAUUUUGAUUGUUCUUGAGAAGAACAUUUUGCUAAAGCAUGAUAUUAUUGCAAUAUAAAAAGUAAAAAAAAAAAUACUGUAUUUAGAGUUAGGAGAAGUCUGCAAAAUUAUCUUAAAAACAAGUAUGGUUAUGUUUACAUUUUUUUUUUAUUAUCAUUUGUUUGUUUUGGGCUACCAAGAAUCUUUUGCCAAUGGUGCCAAGGUAUGUGAAUGCUAUAUAGCUUAAGAAGAGAAUUAAGUUAAUUUUUGCAGAACAGAUAAUCAUACAGUGAAAUACACACUAGCACUGACGACCAUACGAUCACAGGUGGUCGAGGAUCACUAGAACAAUAAGGUACACAGUCUGCAGAGGGAGUCAUAUUUAAAGCAGAAAGCAUUUAAGUCUCUCAUGUCUCCACCAUUCCCACAGAUAACUGAAGCAUUUGACCAUCACUGAACACACCAUAGCAGAGUUUGACUUUUUUAUUUUUGUUGUCAUUGCAAAUGGAAUGUGUUACUGAGGUAUCUUGCCUGAUCUUAAAGAUUGUCAGCCUUGCCCACGGUGUUAAAUCGCCUCUUUAAAUUUACACAAUGUUGCAGCAAACACUGAUCGAUCAAUUCUUGGCUGAUCCCUGUAGUCACCUGUACGGAUUUUCCAAAUACGAUGUUUUAAUUUUAAGAAAGCACCUUGAUCAAGGCUGCCACAGUCUAAACAGACCUUGUAUUCCAUGUCAAAAAGAACAAAAAUGUCUGGUUGAAACAUGUGUAGCAUAACUGUACAUGAGUGGAUUUCUUCGUCAAGCAGCUCAAAACGUUUGCAAAACCGACUGUUCCGACAGUCACAGGUGCUAAACAGCAGCACUAAAAGUUGCCUUGAUGCAGGGUCAAUGAGCCAAAAUGACUGUAACUAAUGUGUAAAAAAACAGUGCACUGGUGCCAUUUAUAAUUACGAGGCAUACGAUGUGUCUUGUCCAUUGGGUAAUAUAUAUACUGUAUAUAUUGCAGUUUUGACUGGGCUGUUGGAACAAUCUGAAAGAGGAGCUGCUGGUUUAGAGGUGCCUGUUGGUUGCUGCCUAAUUCCUCUAAUAUAUUCCUACCAGAACUACCAGGAAGUGUAUUCUGUAUCAAAGUAAUGACAUUUGAUUAUUCAGCCAAGUGCCACUGAAAAACUUGAGUUUUGUUUAUUGAAGUGUUGUCAUGUUUGUUCAAUAAUUACUAGGCUACGAAGGUGUUUCUCUGAUUUAUUUAUUUUCUCGACUGACUGGUUGUUUUGUUGUUUUUUCUGCCACACGCCCGAUAUGUAAACUUUUAUUAUUUCCCGAGUGUUUAUGUAGAAAGUGCCUAUUCAUAUCCUGAUCACACAAACCCAGUGUCAGAAUGCAUCCGAUGUACCUGAGGUUGAGAGAAUGUGAGACGACGUGGUCACCCACACACACAGUUCUGCAUCCUCUGCAUGAACACACAUCCGUCACCGUCACCUUACACUCACCAAAGCGACAAUAUGAUAUUCUCUGUUCACUCCAGUUAUCAGCACAGCACUCCAGCUUGUCAACAUGCUAAGCUUUACUUUGAUUUUUAUGCCUUCUUUUUAUGUUAUUUUUUUUAAUGGGACAGCUUGUUAAAAUCACACUUAGAAACGCCACUACUGGGGUUUGUUGCCUCGCAUUCAUCCUCCUGGUCUGUGGUUAGAAUGCAUAGCCAAUGCAAUGUCGUGGCAAAAAAGGAGAAGGAUUUAUUAUGCUUGCAUGGGUAAAAUAGUUAACUGGGUGACAGAACUGCACCUAAAGCAUGCUUAUUUUCCUAGAAUCGGUAGUCAGAUAGACUUGUUAAAAGACUUACUGUUCUGUAAAACGAUGAACGUUGGUUUGACGUGUCACAGAACUCCGAAAGACAGAGGGCAUGUGACUGCAGGGCUGACGGGAAACCUACAAAUGAGCCAAUGAUCAAUACUCAGUAGCUACUGACGUUUUCACAGCAAAGCAUGAGGACAGGAUUGUGUUUUUUUUUUAAGACCAAGCUCUAACUUUUUAGACUUAUUUCUUCCGUUUUUUUAUUUAUUCUUUUUAAGAUUUGAUCAGUGUGCUCCCAACUUCAAAUAGGACAAAUGGUUGGAGACCAUUGUGACAGUAUGUAUAGCAAGUAUUAACUAAGUGACACACGGUACACACAGACACAUGCACAAGACACAGCACACGCAGACAUGUCAAGGUGUCAGUUUCAUUUGUACACCGAGCGGCAUCGCUCUUCUCCAGGCUGAGGGACUGGUUCACCUCCCUUCUGUAUUUUACUCAGGGUGCCAAAAUGGGGAGGAGGAAACAGAGCAGGACACGUGAUUCACGGCAGAAGAAGCUGAAAUUGAAAAAACCUUUCAGCUGGGCUUUCUGGUAAAGACAGACAGGUUCAGCGCUGCGAUACUGAAGUCUUUAAAAUGAAUGAAAUAUAAUCCAUUUCCUCUCAGUAACGUUGAACACAGCAGACGGCGGUGGAGCCCUGGAAUAAAGUCCUGUCAUAUAUAGCUCAUUAAGAAAAAUGAUUUGACUUUCUGUCAUAGGAGCCUGUCAAAUCAUCGUAUAAUUCUGGCCGGUUCUUUAGGCCUUUAAUUUAUCUAAGUGACAAAGUGUAGAGGGUAUUUAAGAUUAAGAGUGUAGUUAUAUGAAAAGUUCACCUGCAAAUCUUGUUUUUACUGCCAUUUAUGAAUGGGAUGACAGGUUAGCUGAUAGGCACUCUUCACACACAGUAUUAUCAAUUUCGAGACGUUCUGUGAAUUGACCUGGGAAUCUGCCUUUCCUCCUCUUCUUUUUCCCCGAGCACCCAAACCAGAGAAAGGUAGGCACAUCAGGACAACAGAACAGAAACAGUUUUACAACAUAUUCCACUUGUGGACACAGAGCAAUAAAGAACUAUUUUGUGGAGACCUAUAGACCUAGUGAAGUUUAAAAUGAUUGGACACAUGUAGUCGACUUACUCUUAUGCAAAUGCCAGUAUUGCAAGACAAGCAUUCAGUAGUUUAUGGACAGCAAUUAUAUGGCACCCUUUACCGAACUGCACGUUUUCAUCAAUUCCAAACCGAGAAGAAAAAAAAAGGCCCUGCUUUGAUAGAAAGUCACGGGUCCUCGACACUUUGCAUGUGAACUAGUGUUAGAUCUAUUUUCCUCUCCUCUAUAGCUGUCUUUCUCUCUGUCUUUCCCUGUUAUGUGACCCAAUUUUUCUCCGCCCCCGACCCUUGACCCCCCUUAAAAAGUUUCAUCUCCUCUUGGUUCUCCUAAUGUGUUUUGCUUUCCUCCUUUUUCUUCCCCUUCUCUUGUUUGUAAGUUUUAUUUUUGUAAUUGUGCAUGUACAAGCGUCACUGACUCGAUGGAUAUGUUAAAAAAAAAAGAGAUUUCAGCUGCUGAAGCCAUGCAAAACGUUUUGAAUUGCCCUUAAAAUAUGGAAGAUGUUUUCUGAAUGCUUUAUAUUCUUUCUGCUGUAAAAUA